CCGGUUAAUGGAUUUUUCGGUCAGACAGGACAAUUUUACACAACACAGCUGUAAAUCGAUUCGACAACUUGGACAAGAGAAAGGAAGGUUCGAGAAGGAGCCGGACGGCAAUCAAACUCUUUGCGUGUCAACUACUCAACUCGCAGAAAAGAAACACGUCAUUCCUUGCCCGUUUCGCCUUUUUCUGUUAAUUAAUUGGUUCUCCUCAACUAGGUCGGCCAAUUCCCCUCUAUAAAUCGACUCCCAAUUCUCUGGUUUCGCCAUCCGCUGAAUCACAAUUCAUUCAAAAAUCUCUCCAUAAUCAGAUCUCCGAUUCAGAGCUUUCUCCCAGUUUCUCAAGGUAACAACCGAAUCCGAUCUAUUCAUCAAUCUCUUCCUGUUCGUCCAGUUCUAGUUUUUGUUUGUAUUGAACGUUGAUCUGCGAACUAGGGUUCUUUCUGAUGGUGAUAUGAUCGUAUGCGGUAAUAUUGUGAUCUCUGAGCCUAAUCCAAUUGAGGGUUUUCGUUGGUUCAUAUUAAUCUCGGUCGGGGUUAUUGAAUUAGGGUUUUCUUUUCGUUGUGAUCGAACAGAUGCAGAUCUUUGUCAAGACCUUGACGGGAAAGACCAUUACUCUCGAGGUCGAGAGCAGCGAUACGAUCGACAACGUCAAGGCUAAGAUCCAGGACAAGGAGGGAAUUCCCCCGGAUCAGCAGAGGCUGAUUUUCGCCGGCAAGCAGCUCGAGGACGGCAGGACGUUGGCCGAUUACAACAUCCAGAAGGAGUCGACCCUGCACCUGGUUCUCCGUCUUCGUGGAGGAAUGCAGAUUUUCGUCAAGACUUUGACUGGAAAGACGAUUACUUUGGAGGUCGAGAGCUCCGACACCAUUGACAACGUCAAGGCUAAGAUCCAGGACAAGGAGGGUAUCCCUCCAGAUCAGCAGAGGUUGAUCUUCGCCGGGAAGCAGCUUGAGGACGGCAGGACGUUGGCCGAUUACAACAUCCAGAAGGAAUCCACCCUUCACCUGGUUCUCCGUCUGAGAGGUGGUAUGCAGAUCUUCGUGAAGACAUUGACUGGCAAGACCAUUACUCUCGAGGUUGAGAGCAGUGACACUAUUGACAACGUUAAGGCCAAGAUCCAGGAUAAGGAAGGGAUCCCUCCAGACCAGCAGAGGCUCAUCUUUGCUGGGAAGCAGCUUGAGGAUGGGAGAACUCUGGCAGAUUACAACAUCCAGAAGGAGUCAACUCUCCAUCUUGUGCUCCGUUUGAGGGGUGGUAUGCAGAUUUUUGUGAAGACCCUGACUGGAAAGACCAUCACCCUUGAGGUUGAGAGCUCCGAUACCAUUGAUAAUGUCAAGGCUAAGAUCCAGGAUAAGGAAGGAAUCCCCCCAGAUCAGCAGAGGCUUAUCUUUGCCGGGAAGCAGCUCGAGGAUGGAAGGACAUUGGCUGACUACAACAUCCAGAAGGAGUCAACCCUUCACUUGGUCCUGCGUCUAAGGGGAGGGAUGCAGAUUUUUGUCAAGACCUUGACUGGAAAGACCAUCACCCUCGAGGUUGAGAGCAGCGACACCAUUGACAAUGUGAAGGCUAAGAUUCAAGAUAAGGAGGGUAUCCCACCAGAUCAGCAAAGGCUUAUCUUUGCAGGAAAGCAGCUUGAAGAUGGAAGAACCUUGGCGGAUUACAAUAUCCAGAAAGAGUCUACUCUGCACUUGGUCCUUCGUCUCCGUGGUGGCUUCUGAAGUGUGUUGUGUCUAAUGUGUUGAAGGUUGUUGUUGGUUUCUGAUGAGUGUUUGAAAGAUGUUUUUUAAGUUUCUGGUCGGCUGUGGGGUAUAUGCUUAAUGGCUCCUCGGUUAUUUUAGUUUUCUUUUCAGUACUGUGAUGGCCUCGGUGGCCCUGUGAACAAUCAAAUUGGCUCUGUUUGGUUUCUUAUCAAGUUCGGUUUGUGGCUAUUUUGAAAUUUGCUCCUCUUGUUUGCAUGCUAUAGUCUGAUCUGAUGGUAUCUUGGUCUGGCUCAGUUAGGAUUGUAGAAUUGCAGAUAAGUGGAAUGAAGGUGUCAUCGUAAA
Linum trigynum is the source of this 2039-nucleotide messenger RNA. The record is from the annotation of a GenBank genome assembly. NCBI's taxonomy places the organism in Eukaryota, Viridiplantae, Streptophyta, Magnoliopsida, Malpighiales, Linaceae.